Messenger RNA from Musca vetustissima, 759 nucleotides. RefSeq names its product arylalkylamine N-acetyltransferase 1-like. The record is from RefSeq and is a predicted model, not a curated record. Gene Ontology annotation, molecular function: N-acetyltransferase activity. NCBI's taxonomy places the organism in Eukaryota, Metazoa, Arthropoda, Insecta, Diptera, Muscidae. The transcript has 2 exons. Bases 1 to 759 code for a protein of 252 amino acids.
AUGCCUGAGAAUACAGCAAACAAAGUUUAUUGGUCUCAUAAAACAAUGGCGCAGCACCCAGCCUAUUCGGAUAAAUUAAUUCGAAAUAUUAAAUAUCAUCAAAUGGACCGGGAUAAACAUUCAAAUAUACAACUAAGGCGCAUAACACAAACGGACUGCCAACAAGUCUAUGGAUUUUUGAAAUUAUAUUUUUUCCAAGAUGAGCCACUGUCGACAUGUUUCGGACCGGACGAGGAGCGAGGAUUUGGCGAAACAAUUUUAAGCUCAUUAAUCGAUUCGGAACUCUGUUUAAUGGCAAUUGACGAAGAAACCAAUGAAUUGAUUGGAGUCAUACUAAAUGAUUCAGAGAAUCCAGAGAAGAAAAAAACCCUACCGAAUUAUGAGGUCAAAACAAAUGAUCCGACGGGUGAAAAAAUCCAUAAAUUUCUAACAAAAAUACGAAAUGAAGCUGAUUUAUUUCAACGUUACCAAAUUGAAAAAUUACUUCAUCUAAUCAUUGUGUCAGUGAAAAAGGAAUGGAGAGGCAAAGGAAUUGCAUCCCUUCUAAGUAAAGCUGUCGUGGAUAUGGGUAAAGAGAAGGGUUUCGAGUUGAUUUCUGUUGAGUGCACGAGUUUGUUUACGGCAAAAAUGUUCCAAGGCAUGGGUUGGGAUCUGGUCCACACGAUCUACUAUAAGGAUUUUUUGGAUGAGAAUAUGGAGCAAGUAUUUACACCAUUAGCGCCACAUGACGGCUGUCGAGUAUAUGCAAAACGUUUGUAA